CGCAAGAGCGCACGCGUGCUCGACUGGCUCGUCAUUGAGCAGGCGCAGUUUCGUGUCGCCUAGAGGGGGCGGGUGGAGUGGCGCGCGCUGCGUCCGGGAUCUCGGCUUCCCUUCGGCGGAUCCCGCCCUUCGUCGCGGCGGCGCGGUGCACCUUGGGAUAGGGAGCGAUCUCCGAGCGAGGCAGCAAGAUGGACGCGGGAUUUUUCCGCGGAACAAGCGCAGAACAGGAUAAUAGGUUCAGCAACAAACAGAAGAAGCUACUGAAACAGCUGAAAUUUGCAGAAUGCCUAGAAAAAAAGGUGGACAUGAGCAAAGUAAAUUUGGAGGUUAUAAAGCCUUGGAUAACAAAACGAGUAACAGAAAUCCUUGGGUUUGAAGAUGAUGUUGUGAUUGAGUUUAUAUUCAACCAGCUGGAAGUAAAGAAUCCAGAUUCCAAAAUGAUGCAAAUCAACCUGACUGGUUUUUUGAAUGGAAAAAAUGCUAGAGAAUUUAUGGGAGAACUAUGGCCCCUACUGUUAAGUGCACAAGAAAACAUCGCUGGAAUCCCUUCGGCAUUCCUAGAACUGAAGAAAGAAGAAAUAAAACAGAGACAAAUUGAACAAGAAAAAUUGGCAUCUAUGAAAAAGCAAGAUGAAGACAAAGAUAAGAGGGAUAAGGAGGAAAAAGAAAGCAGCAGAGAAAAAAGGGAGCGAUCUCGAAGCCCAAGAAGACGCAAAUCCAGAUCUCCUUCUCCUAGAAGACGAUCUUCUCCUGUCAGGAGAGAGAGAAAGCGCAGUCAUUCUCGAUCUCCCCGUCACAGAACCAAGAGCCGGAGUCCUUCACCUGCUCCAGAAAAGAAGGAGAAAACUCCAGAGCUUCCAGAACCUUCUGUGAAAGUAAAAGAACCUUCAGUACAAGAGGCCACUUCUACUAGUGACAUCCUGAAAGUUCCCAAACCUGAGCCUGUACUAGAGCCUAAAGAACCUUCUCCAGAAAAAAAUUCUAAAAAAGAAAAGGAAAAGGAGAAGACUAGACCAAGAUCUCGAUCUCGUUCUAAAUCAAGGUCCCGGACACGUUCUCGCUCUCCUUCUCAUACUCGACCUAGACGGCGUCAUAGAUCCCGAUCAAGAUCAUACUCACCUAGAAGGCGCCCUAGCCCAAGAAGGCGGCCAUCUCCUCGAAGAAGGACUCCACCAAGACGGAUGCCUCCUCCACCAAGGCAUAGAAGGAGUAGAUCUCCAGUGAGACGAAGAAGGCGCUCAUCAGCAUCUUUGUCUGGGAGUAGCUCAUCAUCCUCUUCGUCUCGUUCCCGGUCUCCGCCAAAGAAGCCACCCAAGAGGACAUCCAGCCCCCCUCGGAAGACUCGUAGGUUAUCUCCUUCAGCAAGUCCUCCUCGGCGACGACACCGACCAUCACCUCCAGCAACUCCACCGCCCAAAACUCGUCAUUCUCCAACACCCCAGCAGUCAAACCGUACACGAAAAAGUCGUGUUUCUGUCUCUCCAGGAAGAAGUUCAGGUAAAGUGACAAAACACAAAGUUGUAGAGAAAAGAGAGUCCCCUUCACCAGCACCCAAGCCUAGAAAAGUAGAGUUAUCUGAAUCGGAAGAAGAUAAAGGUGGCAAAAUGGCAGCAGCAGAUUCUGUGCAGCAGAGACGCCAAUACAGGCGACAAAACCAGCAGUCUUCAUCUGACUCUGGCUCUUCGUCUUCUUCAGAAGAUGAGCGACCCAAGAGGUCCCAUGUGAAAAAUGGUGAGGUAGGCAGGCGGCGGAGACAUUCUCUUUCCCGGAGUGCCUCUCCAUCACCACGAAAACGUCAAAAAGAGACUUCCCCUCGUGGUAGGCGGAGGAGAAGUCCUUCCCCACCUCCUACCAGAAGGCGACGUUCUCCCUCUCCGGCUCCUCCUCCUCGGCGACGCAGGUCUCCCACACCACCACCACGGCGAAGGACUCCUUCUCCUCCCCCACGUCGGCGCUCACCUUCCCCAAGAAGAUACUCUCCUCCAAUACAGAGGAGAUAUUCUCCCUCUCCCCCUCCAAAGAGAAGAACGGCCUCUCCUCCUCCUCCUCCAAAACGAAGGGCAUCCCCCUCUCCACCACCAAAGCGUAGGGUUUCUCAUUCUCCACCUCCCAAACAAAGGAGCUCCCCAGUUACCACAAAGAGACGCUCACCUUCACUGUCGUCAAAGCAUAGGAAAGGGGCUUCCCCAAGCCGAUCAACCCGGGAGACCCGGUCACCACAACCAAACAAACGGCAUUCGCCCUCACCACGGCCUCGAAUUCCUCAGACCACCUCAAGUCCCCCUAUUCGAAGAGGAGCUUCAUCAUCACCCCAAAGAAGGCAGUCCCCUUCUCCAAGUAUUAGACCCAUUAGGAGAGUCUCCAGGACUCCGGAACCUAAAAAGACAAAAAAGGCUGCCUCACCAAGCCCACAGUCUGUAAGGAGGGUCUCAUCCUCUCGGUCUGUCUCAGGAUCUCCUGAGCCAGCUGCUAAAAAACCCCAAGCACCCCCAUCUCCCAUCCAGUCUCAGUCACCCUCUACAAACUGGUCACCAGCGGUACCAGUCAAAAAGGCUAAAAGUCCAACACCAAGUCUAUCACCGGCAAGGAAUUCGGACCAAGAAGGAGGUGGAAAGAAAAAAAAGAAAAAGAAGGAUAAGAAACACAAAAAGGAUAAGAAGCACAAGAAGCACAAAAAACAUAAGAAGGAGAAGGCUGCGGCUGCUGCCGUUCCUGCCGUUCCUGCCGCCAUUGCUGCUCCCACAACCACGUCAGCACAGGAAGAGCCGGAGGCAGAGCCAGAACCUAAGAAGGAAACUGAAAGUGAAGCUGAAGACAACCUGGAUGACUUAGAAAAGCACCUGCGUGAAAAGGCCCUGAGAUCAAUGAGGAAGGCUCAAGUGUCCCCACAGUCUUAGAUGGAAAUGUUUGUUAGGAUGUAAAUUUUAUUUGGUUUGUACGCAAUUCAAUUUCAAAAUUGCUGGAAAAAAAAAUGUGUUUGAGCUUUAGACUAUAACAUUUGUUGUAAUAAUUGCUAGGUUGAAGUUCACCAUGUAAAAAAAGGGGGCAUGGAUUUACAUUGCAAAAGGGUAUCCACGGUGUAUUAGUGACAUUUUUUUUUCAUUGACAGCUGACAUAAAUUCAUUUAGAGUGAAAAUUUUAAGCCAAAAAAAAAUCUCUUUUUUAAAAAAGGGGAUUUAAAUAUGGUUGGCAUUCACAUCAUUCAUAUGGUUUCUUUAAUAAAUGCCUCUGGCGCUAGUCCCGGUGGCUCUUUUUUUUUUUUUCUUUUUCUUUUUAACUUUCUCAUAUGAGUCUUCAAUAGUACCCAUUUAAGUUAUGCUUCCAACCUUAUAUUGAUAAGUUUGCCCAAAACACUGUUAAAUUACCACAAAAGUAUAAGUGAACAUUUUCAUGCAACCAUCUUUUCCUGUUGCCUGCGGAGUCUCUGCUGAAGUGAAUCAGGAUUGGAGUUCUCGGAUGGGACUGAGGAUGAGAGCAUGCUGUUUGCCAGGACGCUGGGCCUAAUGUUGAUGUCCAACAAAUGGAUUUGGAACACUGGAAUUCAAUUCUACUCUACUUGGUUGGGGUUUGUUUUUGUUUUUGUUUUUCUCUCUUUUUUAAAAACAAUUAACUAGUCCCAGGAAGGAUCCUUCAAGUUAUAGAAAAUUUUGUUUUCUGAAAUGUCAUGGCUCAUUCAUGAUUUUGUCUUGUUCUUCCAAUUGGCAUACAGUUUUCAGAGCUCUUGUGUUUGAAAGGCUGGAAGGGCCCAGACUUUGAAAUAGUGUCUUGUUUUCACUGUUUCUGUUUUUUUGUUUUGUUUGUUUCUCGUUUUUCAGUUUUUUGUUUUUUAAACUAAAGCUAUAUAAAGCUUGUGGAUUAAACAAUAAAUUUCUAAAUUUAAAAAUGUUUGCCACUCU
Chrysochloris asiatica (Cape golden mole) is the source of this 3896-nucleotide messenger RNA. RefSeq names its product serine/arginine repetitive matrix 1 (gene SRRM1). Gene Ontology annotation, cellular component: spliceosomal complex. Gene Ontology annotation, molecular function: RNA binding. NCBI's taxonomy places the organism in Eukaryota, Metazoa, Chordata, Mammalia, Afrosoricida, Chrysochloridae. The record is from RefSeq and is a predicted model, not a curated record. The transcript is spliced from 17 exons. Gene Ontology annotation, biological process: regulation of mRNA splicing, via spliceosome; mRNA processing. Bases 189 to 2897 code for a protein of 902 amino acids.